Molecule: messenger RNA, 1097 nt
Organism: Podospora pseudopauciseta
Lineage: Eukaryota; Fungi; Ascomycota; Sordariomycetes; Sordariales; Podosporaceae
Exons: 2
Coding region: 165-1097 (310 amino acids)
Source: RefSeq, a predicted model, not a curated record
CCAAUGCGGGGCAUUUCUCAAGUCUGGAGGGCAGUGCUUGUGAUAAAAGGGGUUCGAUGACCGGCUUUUAGAGUGCUAACUUGCUGCUUGACUUGGUUUUGUCCAUCCGAUCAUCCCGAUCGAGGCGUGGCAUCCUUAACCUGUCUCUAGAACGCUUUAUCACAAUGGGCCAAGGAACGCCCGCAACCGAUCCAAAUCCUGACAUUGAGCUCGGGCACAUGCCGCCCGAAUCUGAGUUCUCAAGAACCCCUGCACCAGUGCUCGACGAGUUACAGAAGGGUCAAGAUGCCGCCGCCCGAGAUUGCAGAACCGAUCUCCUCUCGUUCAAACGUGAGCCAAGGUUCAGCAGGGAUGGAGAUAUGCCAGUGUUUGGGCUAUAUAAGAGUCCAGCCAUGAUAUUGGAACUUCGAGAGCUUUACAUUCUCAAGCUUCGCCAUCUUCGAAUAAAGCUUGCCACAGAGGCGCUUGGGUAUCGAUACUCCAUCUCGGAGAAGUGCCCAGAUUGGGCAGACCCAGAUGCUAGAUACACUGACAGUAGGGCGCAUGAUUAUCUGACAGCGGUUAGAGACAUGCAAUUUAUCCAGGAGGCCAUCGAUACAAGGUCUGCUUCAAGUCGUUGGUUACGCAUCCACUCUUUCACCUCGGCGGACGCCGAUCUUUUGCGCACUCUGCUCAAGGAUCAACAAGAACGCUUUCGCACGGUCAGUUCCCAGUCUGGCACAUUGGUUGAGCAAGAUCAAGGGAAAUAUAGCGAGGCAGUAAGCUGGAGUAUAGGGCGAACAGCGACACUUUUGGGUUCAAUCUACCACAGGCUCUUGCCAGGAAUUGUUGGGGGAAUUCUGAUCUAUUUUCCAAUGUUUGUCAUGAUGCAGACUUUCGAAAAGUCGGGGGAAACGGAGAAUCCAAGCGACGGGGAAAACUCCAACCAGAGUGGUUAUGACAACGCCAGAAACAUGCUUCAGAUAUCAGGGGGCGCAGUUUUAAUCUUUGCCAUCUUCGUGUCGUUCUUCUCAAACAAGGCUGUUGAAGUCUUUUCAGCCACAUCAGCCUACGCUGCGGUGAUGGUUGUGUUCUUGGGUGCUACGAUAGGGGGGUAG